AUGGACCCACCAACCAACGUGGAAGUGACAGACGUGAAGGCGGACUCCAUAACCUUGACCUGGGUCAAUCCGGUUGAGCAACAAUAUCAGUUUCUAAUCAUUGAAUACAAAAUGAGACAGGAGAGUGAAUGGACCUCUGACACUGUGAAGAAGACAGAGGAGACAGGGAUUCUGUCAGGACUAAAGCUAGACACUGAAUAUGAAAUCAGAGUCACAGCUGUGGAUAAACUCGGGUAUGCCAGCAGUGAUGCUGUUUCUGCGGUAACUGCCAAAGCCGUCAUUAGUCCCCCAACCAAUGUGAAAGUAACACAAGUGAAGGCAAACUCCAUCACCUUGACCUGGUCAACCCCAGAACAAUGUGAAGAUCUGAAGCAGUACAUAAUUGAGUAUAAGGAGGAUCACAAUGACUGGCAAAGAAAAGAAACCAAAACAGAAAUGAACAUGUUUACUCUGAAGAACCUGCAGAUGAAUACCGCCUACUCCAUCAGGAUCUGCUCAGACACGGGAAAAGGAGUGAGCCUCCCUGGGGAAGAGAUAAUGAAUAAAACAGAGAAAGGUCCAUCCGACACAAACAGCUUCACCCCACUCUCAGGUACCCCACCUGUCUAUCUACUAAAUAUGAAACGAGCAGAAAGUCAGAUCAACAAAAUGAUUUUUGGAGAGGGGUCAUCCAGAAACUCAUCAAACAAAACCAUCAUGCUUGUUGGUGCCACUGGAUCUGGCAAAACAACCCUCAUCAAUGGCAUGAUCAACUAUGUACUGGGAGUUGACUGGGAGGACAACUGGAGAUUCAAACUGAUAGACGAAGACUUCAAUAAAUCACAAGCACAUAGUCAGACCUCAGAGGUGACAGCCUAUCAGAUUCACCACACAGAUGAAUUCCAAGUUCCGUACUCGCUCACAAUUAUUGACACCCCAGGAUUUGGGGACACCAAAGGAAUCAAACAAGACAAGGAGAUUUCAGAAACAAUUAGACAGUUUUUCACAGAUAACCAUAGUAUCGAUUCAAUUGAUGCAGUGUGUUUUGUAGUGCAGUCUGCUUUAGCUCGUCUGACGCACACACAGCGGUACAUCUUUGAGGCAAUCCUCUCUGUGUUUGGAAAGAACAUCGCCAACAACAUCAUCACUCUGGUCACCUUUGCUGAUGGCAAAAGUCCUCCAGUACUGGAAGCCAUCAAAGAGGCCAGAAUCCCAUGUUCCUUACAAAAAGAUGGACUCCCUGUCCAUUUCAAGUUUAACAACUCUGUUCUUUUUGCCAACAACAAAGCCGGCAGUGGUACUGAUGACUUUGAUCACAUGUUCUGGAAAAUGGGAAAGGCCAGCAUGAACAAAUUCUUCACUCAGUUAGCUCAGAUGGAAACCCAGAGUCUGAUGCUAACAAAGCAAGUUCUCCAAGAGCGAAAACAGCUGGAGGCAACUGUUGAGGGAGUACAGCCACUCAUCCGUCGGGGUUUGUCAACCAUGGAGGAAAUACGAACCACACAAGCCAUACUGGACAAACACAAGACCCAAAUCGAGGAGAACAAGGACUUUGAGUAUGAAGUAGAGGUUGAGAAAUCUGAGAGGAUUAAUAUUCCACCAGGAAGUUUCAUCACCAACUGCCUUGCAUGCAACCACACCUGCCACUACCCCUGUGGUAUACCAAAUGAUGCGGAUAAAUCUGGUUGUGCUGCAAUUACAAAUGGAUACUGCAGAGUGUGUCCAGGGAGAUGUGUGUGGAGUGUUCAUUUCAAUAUGACCUACAGAUGGGAGAUAGAAUGUGUGACAGAGAAGAGGACAUACAAUGAGCUGAAAAGUAAAUAUGAGAAAGCAUUGGGAGAGAAGAUGAGUGCAGAGGAACUUGUGGCGAAGUUGGAAGAAGAAUACCACCAGGUACAGGGAAAGGUUGUAGAUAGGAUGGACACUCUAGCUAAAUGCCUGAAACGUCUGAAAGCCAUCGCUCUUCGAUCAGAUCCUUUAGCUAUUCCAGACUACAUUGACCUUAUGAUACAGUCAGAGGAACAGGAGGCCAGGCCUGGAUAUAAGCAGCGUAUCAUAGAGUUACAGGAAGUGAGGGAUGGAGCUGUUCUACUGCAGAUGGUGGCAGAGAAAAUUGCUCUCACUGGAGAAGAACAAUCAAAACUCCAGAAGUUGAGGGGAAUCGUAAAGGGGGCUGCUUUUGGGUUUCUCAAGAUGUUCAACUGA
This is a messenger RNA of Engraulis encrasicolus (European anchovy), 2184 nucleotides long. RefSeq lists its product as uncharacterized. Lineage: Eukaryota; Metazoa; Chordata; Actinopteri; Clupeiformes; Engraulidae. Gene Ontology annotation, molecular function: protein binding; GTP binding. The coding region runs from base 1 to 2184 and encodes 727 amino acids. The record is from RefSeq and is a predicted model, not a curated record. The transcript has a single exon.